Molecule: messenger RNA, 1074 nt
Organism: Pseudomassariella vexata
Lineage: Eukaryota; Fungi; Ascomycota; Sordariomycetes; Amphisphaeriales; Pseudomassariaceae
Exons: 1
Coding region: 1-1074 (357 amino acids)
Molecular function (GO): protein binding
Source: RefSeq, a predicted model, not a curated record
AUGUGUUUCACCAGCUCGGACAAAACGAACGAGCCGUUGCCCAAGCCUGCGCAAAUCCCUCAACAGCCACACACCAGUAGCUUGCCGCCAUCGAAAGCGAAGAUGCCCUCGUCAGACUACGCGCCGCCUCCCGGGCCCCCGCCAGCCAAGUUAGCAGCCGAUGACUAUGCUCCUCCCCCGGGCCCACCUCCAUCCAAGGGCUGCGACGACUUCGCGCCGCCGCCUGGUCCUCCUCCUGCGCAGUCAUCCAAACCUCACGAUUGGGAAGUCGCCGUACCAGAUACCGCGCUCCUCCCACCUCCACCUGCCUUUUUCUCGGGCUAUGAGCGCUCCCCGACCAACAAUGCGACCGAGGAAGAGGCUAACGCCGGUGAGGGCUGGUGCGCGCAGUAUCCGCUCUAUGAACCCAUGACCCUUGCACCUCAAGCAAUAAAUGCCAUCGCGGGCGGAAAUAUCACGCUCUACAAGCCCGACACCUUCAACGGCGAAUUAAGGCUCUUGCAAACCGGCGUGUACCAGGCCAAGAGUAAGAGCGGAACGCGCGAUACCUGCCUUUCAACCCAACUCCCUCUCUACAAUGUAGCGGUCCACAGCCCACUCACCACGGGCCGCAAGAAGACAAUCUACUUCGAGGUCAACCUCCUUCCGGACAGCAGACAAGAAAUCAGCCUUGCCCUCGGCUUCACCGCCCCGCCAUACCCGACCUUCCGGCUCCCGGGCUGGCACCGGGGCAGUGUGGGUGUGCACGGUGAUGACGGACACAAGUAUGUCAACGACCUAUGGGGCGGGAAAGCAUUCACGCAGCCCUUCCAGCGCAAGACGACGGUGGGGUUGGGGAUGGAUUUCGCACCCGGGACAGGCGGCGGGAUCAGUGUCGAUGUGUUUUUUACACAGAAUGGGAAUGAGACGGGGCGGUGGAAUUUGCAUGAGGAGUCGGAUCGGGAGCAGGACCGCCCGGUUACCGGGUUGGAGGGGUUUCAUGAUUUGUGUGCGGUGGUCGGUGUUUUUGAUAAGGUUGCUUUUGAGGUCGUGUUUAGACCGGACUUGUGGGUUUGGAAGGGGUAUCAGGGUUAA